Molecule: messenger RNA, 3464 nt
Organism: Melampsora larici-populina 98AG31
Lineage: Eukaryota; Fungi; Basidiomycota; Pucciniomycetes; Pucciniales; Melampsoraceae
Exons: 9
Coding region: 1-3078 (1025 amino acids)
Source: RefSeq, a predicted model, not a curated record
AUGUCUCUGGUCACUCCUCUUGUUCUCUCAUCUCACAAUGAUGAAUCGAGAUUGCCUGACGAAUUUCCUUCGGAGCCAUCCAUAUCUCAAAAUACGGUUUCACCCAUCUCAGAGCCCUUACCCCCGAUUCAAGCCAAGCUACCUGAUGUCAGUUCGGAUAUCAAUCGUUCAAGAAGUGGUUCUUCCGGCUCGAGUGAUAGUGAACGAAAUCAACCAUCCAACUCAUCCUCAGGUGGCCUGUUGAACCACAAGCUAGCUAGAUCAGAUCCUGGCUCCCAUGUUCCUCCUCAAUCGAAUGAUCAUCAACAAGGGCCUAGUGCCCAGACUGAGCGAUCGGUCGAGGUCAAACCGGCCCCGCAGGAUGUUUCCAACGAGGUUGCUCCUGUUAGGAUUAUCGACGAGCAAUCAACGAAGGAAUGGGCCACUCUAGAAUCUUCAUUAACUAGCUUUCGGGCAUCUCGUGGUCAACCUGUCACUGUCAACGGUGCUCGAGUGGAUCUGACUAACUUCUUGACCGGUACACUACUACCUUUCCUCAAAGCUGAAGAAAGUCACACGGGGUCGGUCUAUGUCAAUCAAAAGUUAAUGAUCACUCAUCGUAAAAUCUUGUUUGGCUGGCUCGAUCUAAUUUUUGCAGAACUUCGCGAGCCCCAGCCGGCCUCGCGAGGAGCUUGUCUGGAUGGUGUUGCUGGUAUCCUGGAAAGCCAUUUUCUUGCGAGCUAUAUCCUCAAUUCUAAUCCUGCUGCGGUCGCCCAGUAUCGCCAAGUCUUGGUGUCUGUUCUCAGCUUUGCUGUUGACAAACUCAAUGAUAAGGCUGUGUACGCGAAUACGUUGGUCUUUGCCGGUCGGAUGCUCGCAAUGGCAUUCUUCCGCAUCGAGGGUGUUGCGCGCAAAUUGCUCAGGGCCUUACCACCAGUCAAGCGUAUGUCCAUGAGACGGAUACUCGAUGAAAUGCAAGCAUCGAGCAAAAGUUUGACUUCCGAGAGACCCAACCUUCAACCUUUCCCAUCUUAUCUUCGGGAACUAUGUUUCACCAACCUAGCUGAUUAUUGUCGUGUUUUUUCCAAUGCGAGCACUGAGAGUGAUAAUGUGCUGGUCCAAGAGGGCACUGUUCAGGUUGAAAUGAGCGGAAACUGGUUGAUUCGAUGGACAGCAUCCGAUUCCGACCUCCCUUUUGCCUUCUACCGAGCCUAUCAUCGCCAACUAGCCACCUAUCUUCGUCCUCAGCCCAAUGAUACCAUUAUUGAUUCACUCUUACUAGUCUCAAUGCCCGGGUUCUUGUUCAUAGCUGCCUCUUUCCUCGACAAAUGUGACUCCUUAGUCCAUAGAAGCUUGAGAUCAGUCACUACGCUCGGUCCAAAUACCAAUAGCUUCAAUGCCGGCGAAUCCGCCAACCUAGCGAUGGGUGCCAAGCCCAAAGUAUUGGAACUAGCACAUCGUCGAUUGAUCUCGACCGCUUUGGAUAUCGUUGGUGGUUCUCCAGUAGCGAACGCUGAAUCUGAUGAGGCUUCUGACUUUUCUCGUCGGCGCAACUUUUUCGGAGGUCUUUUGAACGUUUGGAUCCAAGCUAUCACCAAACGCACAAGCAUGUGGGACACAAGAAGUGUCUUUCUUCUCCUCGACUUUUUUGAUGGUCUUUUUUAUACCGUCCUUUAUACCGCUCCUGUAGCCACCCCAACGGAUCAUCCACCCUCACCUAAGCUUGCCCAGCCGUCACUUCGAUUGUUUGAUGUAUCAUUUAUCUUGGAUGUGGUCCGACGGAUCUUGACCACCGCUGAUAACACUGUUUGUGUGAUGAGAACGAUAGCAUUUGUAUAUUCUCAAUUUGAAGCUUUGACAAUCAAUCCUAAGACAUGCGAUGCUCUUUGUCUCGACUUACUCCUGCAGCCCACAAUCUUUCAACACCUUUUUCUGCAUUGGAAUUCUGGAGUACGUGGUUACUACAUGCGCCUGUUGGUCUGGAGAUUGUCUCGCCUCGGAGUUCUCGAUCAAUCAGGCCCUCAAACCAAAUCACGUGAGGCUAUCAAUAUCAUCCUGACCUUUAAUAACCGUCUGGAUGCCAUCCGUAAACGACACGAUGAACUAUCGCCCGAACCUGAGAUCUUACGAAGAAAAGAGGAUGACUACCACCGCAAACGAUCUACAAUAUGUUCAACCCGAGGUGUCACCGAUCAGCCAUGGGCCAUCAAUGAGCUCUCGCCUGAAGAGGUUUGCGCGGAAACCGUCAACGAUCCUUUGCCAGAGACCUCCGCUACCACCUCUACUGAAAAGCCAUCGGUUGCCAAAGUGGCUUCUUGGCUCAAAGUGGUCAAGAAACUGGGGGGUACUGCAAAGGGAAGAGCUCGGCAUGAACCCAGCUCGAGUGUCUCCCUACCAGCUACUAGUUCCGAACUUGAUCUCAUACCCGAACAGCCCUCCAGGCGUACAGAAGACUUCAAGAGCGCCCCGUCGACACCGCCUCCAGCUCAACCUGAUGACGAUCCUAUGAAGACCCCGCGGAAGUCUGAUAGUAGUCAUCGCUCAACACAGUCGCCUGAUAGCCCAACGUUUUUCAAGUUCGAGUUUGAGAUAGGGGCCGAAAUGCCACGUUCGGAUUCUUUUGACACACCCCUCACUACGCCUACUCCGUCAGAAAUACCACAGACCAUCGACCCUACUAGUUUGCAAGUAUCACCUCUCAAACCACCUUCCGAUAACCCAACCGCCCCAAACUCUUCAACCCCAGGUCCUCGUGUUUCUACUCGGUUCUCAAAGCGAGUAUCGUUAUUGCCACCAGUUGCAUUGAACUUACUCAAAGAGAACGAGAUGACACCUUCGGUUCCGUCCACAUCGAAAUCAUCCACUAAUAAAACUCAAGUUGAUGUACCAUAUAGCAUUUCAAAACACGCUUAUGCGAUUCGUGCUCUAGCAGAAUAUGAGCAAAGUUUAGAGGAAGAACAUGAAUGGAAAGAGAAAUUAGCUGAAGAAGAAGCUAAUGAUUUACUUGCAGGAAUUGAUCCUAAUCUGAACACGGCUUCUGAAUUAAUCGUACCUAGAUUGGCUGUUUCGUGGCCUUUGAGUUUUUCUGAAGAUGAAUAAGUUUGAUUAUUCAUUUCAUCUGGGACUUCUCUCUUUGGUUCUUAUUUAACUUGUUGUCAAUAAUGGGUUUGCAUUAUACAUAUAUAUAAUUGUUUUAUGAUCGCGUUUUUGCUUUAGAUCUCUGGAUAGAUUGGAGAUUAAUUCACCGCCAGUCAUCAUUUGAAAUCUAGACUCUCAAUCAUAAUUAGUUAAAGUGGAAUGAAAAUCAUCAUCUAAAGAAAAAUCUAAUCCUUUACUCUAUUUAUUCACACAUAUCUUCAAUCCAUGAUGGUGAUCUUCAUCUUCUCUCUUCUAGAUUUCGUUUCUAUAUUCUGAUUCAUCAACUGAUUGUUAUUUUUAUUACAAUUUGUCGUAUAAACCCCCUUUAUUUUUGUUUUCUUAUUUCA